Molecule: messenger RNA, 1894 nt
Organism: Juglans regia (Persian walnut)
Lineage: Eukaryota; Viridiplantae; Streptophyta; Magnoliopsida; Fagales; Juglandaceae
Exons: 2
Coding region: 508-1632 (374 amino acids)
Source: RefSeq, a predicted model, not a curated record
AAACUAUUUUUUAUUGUUAAAACCUUCCUCCUUCCCGCUUCGUGUCUCUCUCUUUCCUCUCUCUCUCUCCUCUCUCAGUCCGGCUAAAGUAUCUUCUCUCCUACAUCAAGUUCCGUUCGAUCAUCGUCACAGUGUUUCUCUCCCUCUCGUCGUCGUCCCCAAUCCCGAAUAACUCUCUGAUAUCCGUCGUGGAUGGGGUGGUGGGCUGACGGUCACCCCGGCAUCCACCCAGGGGCCGGGUAGCACCCUAAUUUUAGCAUCCCGAGAGUUUGCUAGAGGAUCUGCGUGAUUGGCGGUCGAGCGAAAUAGAAUCAUUUUCGCUAUGCGCGCUCUGGACAUGGAGGUGGAGCGACUUUUCGCUACUUAAAUACCCUGCGAUUUCUGCACCAUCAUUAUUCCAACAAAUUUUAAUCAAUCCUCCACUACUCCCUAGAUUCAUCUCUGGUUGGCAAUAAAUCGGGUUCUCAAUCACGUUUUCUUUGCUUAUAUCUUUAAGUGACAUUGAAGAUGCCUCCUGGUCGCAAGUCCACUAGGCAUCAGCCUGCUGAGUCUCUAGCUCGUGAAGUUGCUCGGUUUUAUGAUGCUAAGGCUCAGGAAUUGUGGGGCACUAAAUUUCAUGAUCGUCCUCUCCUUAUUGAGCGGAAUGUCAUCUUGAGUGAGCUCAACCACACACCUGUUCCAAACAUCAUUCGUGAACGUGGUUGGGAAAAUUUAGUGACCAAUUUACCACGCCACUCUAAGAAUUUAGUUGAGGAAUUUUAUGCCAACAUUCAUGCUAUUGGGGAUGACUAUUCCUUCACUACUUUACUUAGAGGUGUCACGAUUAGGGUGACACCUUCUUUGAUCUCUUCCAUUCAUAGAGUUCCUAGGGUCGAGCAUUCUGACUAUCCAUAUGAUCCCUCGUCUCCGUUAUGCCCAUCCAAACCUGUCAUGGCUACUCUCUUUUGUGCUAAUGACGGAUCUUGGGAUUCUGGCAGUAAUAUCAUUUAUACUUCUCGAUUUACAGAUGAUACACUUGCCCUAUGUCAUGUUAUGUUUUACAACCUGUUUCCCAUUCGACAUACUAGUGACAUUGGGGUGACUAGGGCUAGAUUUCUAUAUGCUUUGUUGACAGGUGUUCCAAUUGAUUUUGGAAGACACUUUUGUUCUGUCAUUCUAGAGGCAUUUGAGACAAAAGCAAAACGUAAGUGUCUUCCUUUUCCGUGUUUGAUCACCCUGAUAGCUCUAGCUCAUCAGGUUCCUCUGCCUCGUAAUGAUCCUAUUGUUAGCCAUACGACAGCUAUUGGGAAUAGCACCCUACAGCUGAGUCUUUCUCAUCUUAAAAGAGCAGCACCUCCUAGGCCAAAUGUGCAUAAUCUUAAAAGAGCCGCACCUCCUAGGCCCAAUGUGCAUAAGGAGGUGACACAGCUUGCUCCUGCACUUGAGAUACCUUCUUCAACUUCUGAUGGUCCUUCUACUUCGACUGCACCUGCCCUUGUGACCUUGCAAACUGUGAUGGAGUUCAUAGUUGGCAUGGAGGAACGAUUGUCAGCGCGCCUUGAUUGCUUAGAGCAGCGCCAGAGUAGACUAGAGCAACGCCAGAGUAGACUAGAGCAGGAUGUGCGUACCAUACCCUCUCUGGCAGAUAGAUAGUUGCAAACUCAGUUGUGCCAGAUGGUACCAAUGAGCUUAGUAGCUACAUUUUACCCUUUUGUAAUAAUGUGACAAAAAGGAUAUUUUUUUAUGAGCAAUGACAAAAGGAGGAGAGUUUUUGUAAAGUUGAUCUAGGGAGAUAUUCAGGGGUAGAGUACUUGAGAGUUGAGAUGUAUAGAUCUUUGAUGAUUUGAUCUCUAAAGUCUGGUCUUUUAUUGAUUUACUUUCAUGUAUGAACUAAUAUGAUAUGUUUGUCAGCAUG